Messenger RNA from Plectropomus leopardus (leopard coralgrouper), 3570 nucleotides. It is a transcript of the gene nek7, whose product is annotated as NIMA-related kinase 7. Gene Ontology annotation, cellular component: nucleus. The record is from RefSeq and is a predicted model, not a curated record. Lineage: Eukaryota; Metazoa; Chordata; Actinopteri; Perciformes; Serranidae. Gene Ontology annotation, molecular function: protein serine/threonine kinase activity; ATP binding. Gene Ontology annotation, biological process: peptidyl-serine phosphorylation.
UCUCUGUUGAAUCUCGCGGUAUUUGACAGCCUCCCUCCGCUCUUUGACACUCGCCCCUCCCCUGCGCUCCGGGAAUGCUGGGUUGUUUACAUUACUGGCACACGGGUCAGGAGUGUGGUGAUGAGAGGGGCCUAGCUACCGGAGAGGCUGUCUGAGAACACGUACACAUCUCGACUGGCUCUGCAGCACAGGCUCUCUCUCCCUGAAAAACUUUUCCAGCGCCCAGGCAGCGGUGCUCAGGCAAGAAGAGAGGGCCGCCGAGUCUCGACUUUUAGGAGCGACCUUGGAGAGAAAAGGGAAAGUCAAAACAAAGACAACCGCCAUAACCAUCAGGAGAAACUUUCAACGUGAAGAAGGAAUAGCUUAGCAACAGAGUCCCACUUCCUGAGGUGUAAAGGAUCAAGCUCCUAACACCAUGGAUAUGGACACGCAGCCACAAGGACAGCAAGCAGCCGUGCCAGUCUUUCAACCCCAGAAACCAUUACAACCAGACAUGGGCCAUAACUCACUGGCAAACUUCCAGAUUGAGAAGAAGAUUGGACGUGGACAAUUUAGUGAGGUGUACAGGGCGAGGUACCUGUUAGACAACACAUCAGUGGCCCUGAAGAAAGUCCAGAUAUUCGACUUGAUGGAUGCCAAAGCUCGGCAAGAUUGCAUCAAAGAGAUAGAUCUCCUUAAGCAAUUGAACCACCCCAAUGUGAUAAAGUACCAUGCGUCUUUUAUUGAGGACAAUGAGCUGAACAUAGUCCUGGAGCUAGCGGAUGCAGGGGACCUCUCCCGUAUGAUCAAGCACUUUAAGAAGCAGAGAAGGCUUAUCCCAGAAAGAACGGUGUGGAAGUACUUUGUCCAGCUCUGCAGCGCGCUCGAACACAUGCACUCCCGGAGAGUCAUGCACAGAGAUAUCAAGCCAGCCAAUGUAUUCAUCACAGCUACAGGAGUAGUGAAACUAGGGGACUUGGGAUUGGGACGAUUCUUCAGCUCCAAAACAACUGCCGCUCACUCACUAGUGGGUACUCCUUACUACAUGUCACCGGAGAGGAUACAUGAAAACGGAUACAACUUCAAAUCUGACAUCUGGUCGCUAGGAUGCCUGCUCUACGAGAUGGCAGCCCUGCAGAGUCCGUUCUAUGGGGAUAAGAUGAACCUUUACUCCCUUUGUAAGAAGAUAGAACAGUGUGACUAUCCCCCUCUUCCCUCAGAUCACUACUCAGAGGAGCUGAGGAACUUGGUAGAUAUGUGCAUCAACCCCGACCCGGAGAAGAGGCCGGACAUCACCUACGUGUACGACAUUGCCAAACACAUGCAGAGCCUGACACAGGGCAGCUAAGCCCAGAGUUACACACAUAUAGCUUGCAGAACUCCUUCCCACUUCCCUCCUCGCUUUUUCAUGCUGGACUCGUACACAUCUGUCAGCUUUUAUACAAUAACUAACUCCAGAGUUUAGCUUCUUGUGAUAAGUAGUACUUGUAAGAGAUUUAUUUUAAAGGUGAUGGUACAGUCUAUAACAUGACUGACACCCAAACCUUUCCUACCCUAGGACAAAGUUUAUAGAGAUUAGACUUUUUUUGUUAGAUGGACCUCCCAUUUCUUAGACUUCAAUAAUGGUACAGCACUGAAUAUCAGUGUAUGGUAACCCACUGAUGUGUUAUUUGCGGUCUUUAAAAAGUACGUCCUCUGUAUUUUCAUGUAGUGAAGUAAAGCCGUUCUUCAGCAGCUGCCAUGCGCACUGGCUAUUUACAGCAGAUAUACUGGAAAAUUAGUAAAAAAAAAGAAAAAAAAGGUGUUGAGUGUUACUUGUUACCUAUCAUCAGGAUGAUUCUUCAUAUAUAUAUAUAUAUAUAUAGUUCAUCUCAUGAGUACAGCUGCAACGACUGCUUUUUUCAUAGAUCAAUCGAAGAUAAAUUGUCAACUAUUGGAUAAUUGAUUAAUCUUUUUUUUUCAAGUAAAAAUGCCAAACUUAUGCUGGUUCCAGCUUAUUUUAAUAGAGGGAUUUGCUGUUUUCCUAUGGGUUUGGGACUGUUGGUUGGACAAAAGAAGCAUGUCUAAGAUUUGGUCUCCAAGAAUUGGGAUGAGCAUUUUUACUUUUUCUUUUUACACUUCAUAAACUAAAAAACUAAAAGAUGUAUUGUGAAAAUAAUUAGUAGUUUAAUCGAUAAUGAUAAUAACAGUUGCAGUCUCACUCAUGGGAUGUGUGGUCAGUAAAUGAGACUAUGGAACCUCUGAGAACAAUAGUCAAAUUGGAGUGAUAAGUUUUUCCUUCAAUGCCAGCAAAACUGAGAGACAGACAACUGAGUGUUUUGAUAGUUGAAGCGUUGUUGUGUUGCACUUUUUACCCUGGUAUUGGAGGCUGGCAGGGUGAUCAUGUCUAAUGAAUGUAUUAGGAAAGGAAGGAUCAUUUAGAGGGUAGAGUAGAGACGUGCUGGGGGGAGAACAUGGGCAAAUGUCUCCACAACACUUCGAAUGUAAGUCAUUUUGACACCAAUGUAUUGUCUUUGAAAAAUUCAGAAUGUCUCUGUUUUGACAGCUUAGAAAGAGCGGGAGAAGUUGCAAGAAAAGCAGUUUUACGUUUGCUGUUUACCUUUGUCACUGACACCAAAAGAUUUACUCCUUGGUUCAACUUCAGCAAGGUAUUGAAAAAAACCCAAUGAAGACAUAAAGAAAAAUCAAAGUCGAAACACAUAGUUCUCCAUCAUGUUCCAGUGGCUGCAUUUGACCCACCAGAUAGGUUGUGGAAAAAUGUUGUGAUUGUAAAUGUUGCUGUGUAAGUUUGCAGUGUAGUUGUCUUGUUAAGUAACACGUAUGUUGAAGAGAUAGCAGAUCCUUGCCUUGUGUAGCCGUCCAUGUCAUGAGUAAAUCACAGCGUGCCUACUUAACUUAUGUCCUCAGUUGAGAAACCAAAGAAAAGUCACACAUAGAGAGAGCAGUUUAUAUAUAUGUUAAGGUAUCUUUUAUGGGAAGUAUAUCAAAGAAUUGUACUGAAAAGAAAAAGAAACAAGCACCAAUGGGACUCAUCUUGUUUUACUGUACAUAGUGAAGAAGUUCCUAUAGAUUUAAUACUGUAGGGUUUUAGUGACCCUUUAUUCAUUUGGAGGAAGGAAACAGUGGUAUAUGUGUUUUUUUUUUGGUUUUUUUUUUUUACAGUGAAAACGUUUACACCAGUGGGUCACAAAUGACCAGCACUGACUACCACUGGUUUACAUGACAAUGAUACCACAUAAAAGGUAUAGUAAGUAAACAAUGAUGGAUAACACUUUAUUUCAGUGUCUUAUGAGUUCUCUUUUAACAGUAUCAAAUAGCCUGGUAACCGCUCAUUGAAAUUAUUGUACAUGUAUGCCCAUGCUUUUCAUGUUUGUUUUUUUUAAUUGACAUGUAAUACUAUAAACAUGUAAUACAAAAUCAAAGCUUAUAGCUGCAAGAAAAUGUAAGUUAUUUUGUCUUGGUUAACAGAAUAUUUUGAUAGUGUGUUGAUAGUAUUUGUCUAAGACCUUGCAAAUACAGUGUUUGCAAUUUUUGUUUGCAGUUGUACACCUUGUUUUCACCCCUAUUGCAGUAAAACUUUUUUCCAUUUCA